ACUGUUACUACCUUUCAAGGUUGUUUCCAACUUCCAAGGUUCUCCAAAGUACGUAAAUCUUCCUUAAGAUUUAUGAUCGCGAACCUAGACAUCUUUUCUGAAUAACAUACUAGUUUCUACCAACUUCGGGGUUCCUCAUUCUUUUGUUUUAUUCUUUCUUUCUUCAUUUAUCUCCCUUCGUCGAUUCACAACAACGCAUGGCCAUUUCAUUCGGGCGGGCGAUUUGCAUUUGUUGCUUGCCUCAUUUGCGAUUCGCAUGGUGAUACAUCGCAACACCACCAUCACAACGUUUAUUGGACCAAACUUGGUACAGCACUGCGCUGCGCUGCACUGCACUGACUGCACCGUCUGCACCGCCUUACUACGGUUUACAAUCGUCGCCCUCUUUCUACCCUGAACGCUUCAAUAGUACUAUCGUAUAAAUAAGCAUUCAAAUCGAAUUUACGAGAUACAAGCGAAAUAAUACUCCUCAAUUCCAAUUUAUCGCUAAGCCGCGAGGCAACUGCAGCAUACAAAUGGAUCCUUUCUCUCCCGCACAGGAGCCUGACGAGGGUUAUUCGGAGCAUCCCCUUAAUCCCUCCGAUUCGGGCAGCCUUGCCAGUAAUGCAUCGCUGACGGUAAAGCGAUCAGCUGCCGAUAUACCGGCAUGGCUAUCGGCUCAAUUACCCACGUUGUCGGUGUACCAGAAGACUCGACUGGCUAUGCUCAUUCUUAACGAAUUGCCCACGACCAUGAUUGCAGACAUCGUCAUGAACGAACUAAACCCCCGCCUUUACAUUAACUUCGUCGAACGUCUACCGCCCGAGAUAUGCCUCAAAAUCCUUGGCUACCUGGACCCCGUGUCCCUAAUCCGCGUCGCUAUGUGUUGUCGAGGUUGGUACGAUUUGGCUCUAGAUCGCAAGCUCUGGGAACGACUAUUCUAUUUGGAAGGGUGGAAAGCUAUACCAUCGGAGAUCCUCGCCGCCGAACAACGAAUGAACGAAUCUCUCGCCUCCCAGAUCGCAUCGCAACAAGUUGAAUCCUUCGAAGAUGGGCACGUGAACAAGAAACGAGCUCUGUCCGACCCGAAACAGAGAGACGACGAAGACUUCGAAAUGGUAGAUGCUGAUGCGCCAGUUGCCCAAGGCCCUAUGCCUGGUUCUCAAGAUACCGGUUUAUUUUCUCGUCGACCUGGGGACAGUGGUUCUUCUAUGCAAAGCAAUGCUAGCGUCACUCAGCAUAUGGGCAACCUGAUGAUGAAGUCGCCCAGUCCGAUGCAAGACGAAGGAAAUUCUCAAAUCUCCAAAGGUAAAGCUAAAGCGGUUGCUGAACUUAUGGAUCCCUCCCGUUUACCAAGAUCUACGCUUUGGUUUUACGAUAUAAUCGACCGAAGAUAUAAGAUCAAUUGGAAGUAUUUGUAUACGAUGAGACGACGAUUAGAGCGUAAUUGGGAUCGUGGCCGGUACACGAAUUUUCAAUUACCUCAUCCGGAUCACCUUGACGAGGGACACAACGAGUGCAUCUACAGUCUUCAGUACAACUCCGAUUACCUUGUCAGUGGUAGUCGAGAUCGCACAUUACGAAUAUGGAAUAUCCGUACACGACGGCUCAUUCGACCGCCUCUGAAGGGGCACUCAGGAUCGGUCUUAUGUUUACAGUUCGAUUCAGACCCUGAUGAAGAUCUCAUCGUCUCCGGAAGCAGUGACUCGGAUGUCAUCCUAUGGAAGUUCUCUACUGGCGAGAUUAUACAACGACUCAAAAAAGCUCACAGAGAAUCGGUCCUAAACGUCAAGUUUGACAAACGAAUUCUCGUAACAUGUUCUAAGGAUAAGACGAUAAAAAUCUUCAAUAGGGUUCCAUUACGACCCGGAGAUGUCGGAUACGGUGGCGUCAGCCCUGUGCCUAUGAACUUCAGAAACUACGGAUACGACGACUCAUUAACUAAUCAACCCGCCAUCAAGCCACCCUACACAAUGAUCGCAUGCCUCGAGGGACACGGAGCUGCCGUGAACGCGGUCCAAAUCUGUGACCGAGAAAUUGUCUCCGCUAGUGGCGACAGACAUAUUAAGGUGUGGGAUUGGCCAAAUCAGCAAUGUCAACGAACGUUCCUUGGGCAUAAUAAGGGUAUUGCGUGUGUCCAGUACGAUGGCCGCCGUAUCGUAAGUGGAAGCAGUGACAACGAAGUGAAGGUCUUCGAUCGGGAAACGGGUCUUGAGGUUGCAAGUCUCAGAGCACACGGAAAUUUAGUCCGGACAGUACAAGCUGGAUUCGGCGAUCUUCCUUACAGUGUCGAGCAAGACCGACUGGAAGCAAGGGCCGUGGAUCAAGCCUACUUCAAAGCUUUAAAUUCCGGCGAUCUCGAAGAAACCCAACGAUUGAGACGCCGACCCCACAACGCAGGUAGCCGCCGCCCCGAGGAUAUUACUGCUUAUGGAGCCAAGUUACCUCCUGGCGGCGGCGGUGGUCCUUAUGGGCGAAUAGUGUCGGGGUCGUAUGAUCAAACCAUCAUAAUCUGGCGACGAGAUCGAGAGGGCGCUUGGAAGGUUGCACAUACACUUCGACAGGAAGAGGGUGCUGCUUCUGCUCUUAGACAAAACUCUUGCAACUCUGCCUCGAGAGCAGCCGCUUCAUCUACUGGUCGUAAUGCGCCGACUUCGCCUGCAAGUGCACCACCGUCGUUACCACAGGCCUCACACUCGAAUUUUACCCAUGUCGAACACCCUAUUAUCGCCACCAUCACCCCCCAAACUACUUCAUCAUACACGCAAAUGAUCGACACGUGUGUUCCCCAAGGACCAGCUGCUCUUCAACAAGCGCUAUCGGCCUACCCUACAAUGUUAACAUAUCAUUCACACAUUCAAACGGCGAUCGACCGUGAGACAAAUGCGCUCGUUCGCUCACAAUUAAGGCAAGUUGUUAACACCGCCUUGGUCAGAGCACAGAUCGCGCAGAAUCGUAUUAGGGAAUCCGUCCAACAAGCUCUCUCCGCUACAUCACCUGCUGGAGAGGCAUCAACAUCUCAAACUAUUCAACCCCAAGCCCACGCGGCACCCACCCAAUUAGGAUCCGGUAUCGGCAGCCUAUCUACUAUCUCUGCUCCCAACCAUGGCAACGGCGGCGGCCCGCCUCCUAGUCUCACCAACGUCAACCCCCAUGGCCCAUACCAACAAGCAGAAUCCCAGUCACAACAGCUCCCGCAAGCCCAACAGGCUGCUGCAGCCCAUGCGCAAGUGCCAGCACAGGCACAACAACAACAGCACCCACAUAUCCCACAAGCAGACACGAGCCCGGCAAGAAUUUUCAAGUUACAAUUCGACGCGCGACGUAUUAUCUGCUGCAGUCAGACGAGCACCAUAGUGGGGUGGGACUUCUGCAAUGGAGAUCCAGAACUUGAGGAGGCGGCGGAGUUUUUCGGGACUAUAGAGUAGGGCCGCUUGGCACAGGUACUGGCUGGGUAAUUAUUUUUUUGGCGCAUUCUGAUCAUGUUGGUAUUGUAUGAUCCAGCAAAAGGCGGUCAUACGGAAAGUCAACGCACGGCAUCUUUCAUAGUGAGGAUCAAAGGAACAUUGAAGCAAAUAGAAGA
Molecule: messenger RNA, 3562 nt
Organism: Hypoxylon trugodes
Lineage: Eukaryota; Fungi; Ascomycota; Sordariomycetes; Xylariales; Hypoxylaceae
Product: WD40 repeat-like protein
Exons: 3
Coding region: 516-3407 (963 amino acids)
Molecular function (GO): protein binding
Source: RefSeq, a predicted model, not a curated record